AUGGACGGUAGUGAGCCACGCCCGGGAGAGGAGGGCUUCGAUUUCGGUAUUAAGAAUAAAAAUGCGGGGAGGAACAGUUACAGUGUUGAUAAGGAGGAGGAGGAGGAGGAUAUUGCGCAUAAGCCAAGACAGCUACCAGAUGAUCUACCCACAUCGCUGGAUGAUAGAAGGUCUGUGCUGACGUUUCCGGCGGAGACGGAGAUGUAUGAUGCGUGGCAAGGCCAAUCCCAGUUCCUUACUACCCCAGUGCCUGCGAAACCGCUAUCCUUCAACCUUGCGCUCGAUGACGAAAGCCACGAUGAAGAACCUAGCAUUCGCUCCCAAUACACAAAUAGUUACUACCUUGAUCGAGAAGAUAACUCCACUGCGCGCAUGGAAGAUUCUGACGCGAGGUUGAUAGAAAUGUUGGCAGCCCAGGCUGCGCAUAGGGAGGUGGAAUUCGUCGGUAUGGAUGAGGAUGAUAUCGCCGCAGACGAAAAUAUGUCGAAAGGCGAAAAACGGGAAGUUUUACAGAAGAGCUUGAAUAUGGCGGCCAGCAAUGGUGAUGUAGAACGGGUGCGAAAGCUAGUGGGGGGAAAAGCGAGGGAAUAUGUCGAUGUCAACACUCCGGAUGAGGAGGGGACGGUGCCACUGAUAUACGCUAGUUGCUUUGGACACCAGGAGGUAGUUUCUGCCCUUCUUGAGGCGGGUGCCUAUGUCGACAAGCAAGACCGUAAUCAAUGGAGCGCGCUCAUGUGGGCAAUGACGAACCGACAUAAAACGAUUGCGAAAAUUCUCCUUGAUCAUGGCGCUUCACCAGAUAUCAAGUCAUCCUCCGGUGGGACGGCGUUCGAUUUCGUACAACCCGGGACCGACAUUUCGAAAUAUCUAAAUGAGAAUGGGUAUAAUUUUGGUGCAGCGGCAGCUGUGGGUGACUUCUAUGACUCUGGAUUUUCGCAUAACAGGUUUGAGGAAGAGAUGGCUGAGAAUGAAAUGAAAAGGAGGAUGAUUAUGGAGGAGAGUGCAAUAAAUUUGGAAGUUGACUUGUCGAGUUUGGGACUUGACGAGAAGCUUGAUUCUCCAGAUGAUUUCGAGGAUCAGCAGGAAUUUGUGUGGGAUCGAUGUCUUAAUGAUCAGAUGUUUGUCUUCCAAGAGAGCGAGCUUGAAAAUAUUCUGGAUAUUGUUAUUACGAACAUGACGCCGCAGCGAUCACCUUCGCAGAAACCCGUACCAGCCAACCUCCUUUUCCUCAGCGCCAGAUACGCACAUUACCAUUCGAGCCAGGAGCUGUUGGCGAAACUGCUCAUUUCGGCGACUGAGCGGAUUAAUGAGGUGGUGGAGAAGCACCAGUGGGAUAUGACCAUUUUAGCUUUUUGGAUAUCGAACGCAACCCUUCUCCUACAUUAUCUGAAGAAAGAUGGUGACUUGGUGCAAGCCACAGUUGAAUUUCAGCUCCAUCUUGCUGAACUAAUACACGAGAUCUUCAUCCUUAUCAUCCGGGACGCUGAGCGACGCAUGGAUAAGGUUCUGGAUACAGCCAUGCUGGACCACGAGACUAUUCCUGGAUUUGAAGAUGUCCAUUUCCAGAACGAAUGGAAACUAUUUCGUUCAAAGACGAAGGUAAAACCUGAGCCUCUGGAAAAGAGGUAUCGCCCUCCGUCACCUAAACGGAGGGCGCAGGUGUCGCCCCCGAAAUAUCACGUCGUUACUUUCGUCAACGUUGUUCGUAUUAGAUCUGUACGACGUGCACUCUAUCAUUACGACGCAGGUUCUAGCGCAGCUUUUUUAUUGCCCGAACAAAGGCGAUGCCAGAUUCGUAUGAAUGUCUCUGCACUAGAAGACUGGGCACGCAGCAACAACCGGCAGCCAGAACACUACGAGAACGGCUCAACAUCAUGCACCGGUGACAUCACGGUAGAUUCUGCUCGCAAAUACCUAGCCCCGGUUAUACAGCUGCUCCAGUGGCUUCAAUGUUUCUCCUCAUUAGGCGAUGACUCCGAAUCCCUAAUCGCGACCCUUCAGCAACUCCAGCAACUCACUCCGAGCCAGCUCUUACAUGCCGUGAAACACUACCGGCCCGAGGUGGGAGAAAAGGGCCUCUCCAAAGCCGCAAUGAAGUUCCUUGUCGAGCUACAAAACGACCCAUCCCGUCUCGACCAAAUCUACCACCCACAGUCUCCGAUGCUAAAACAGGAAGAAAACGGCUCUUCUCCUGCCACAGACUCGAAAGGCGCAUCUGCUCCGGAGUCGGCCACCACGAGCAAUAACCGUGAAACCGAAAAUCCACCACCAACCACAUCCACCGGGGAAAAAGAACCACCAUCUACACCACGUCCAUCUCAUAACAAUGGAUCCUCCUUAACCAGCAUCAUCCAACCAACCCCUCCAUCCACACCGUCUCUUUUCUCGGCCCCCCAAAAGCCAGACCCUUCAACACUCCUCCUGAAUCCAUCUAAGACACUCCCCUUUUCACUCCCGACAAGCACGGAUAUGCUUGUAAGCUAUGGUGCUGGGUUUGGGGGUGUGAAUCGGGAGAGGGAGAGGAAGUAUAUACCCACCGUGCCGACGGAGUUUUUGAACAAGUUUGAUAGGAGCUAA
This is a messenger RNA of Paracoccidioides brasiliensis Pb18, 2577 nucleotides long. RefSeq lists its product as uncharacterized. The transcript is spliced from 5 exons. Bases 1 to 2577 code for a protein of 858 amino acids. The record is from RefSeq and is a predicted model, not a curated record. Gene Ontology annotation, molecular function: GTPase binding.